AUGAAAGAGAGAGUUUCUCUUUUCUUGGUUCCUAGCCUUCAACAUUUUUCAUUGGCGACGUGUAUUUCUCUUUUGCGAUUCCUUCCACGAUUCCAUUAUUUCAAAGAAAGUGGGUUUUUCUCUCUUUCUUUGAUUCCUUCCAAAAUUUCAUCUAUGACGUGUGUUUUCUCUCUUUCUUUGAUUCCUUUAAAUAUUCAUUAUUUCAUCAAUGACGUGUGUUUCUCUUUCUUGAUUCCUUCCUUAUUCCAUUAUUGCAUUCAUGAUUUUCAUUAUUUCAUUCAUGUUAUGUGUUUCUCUCUUUCUUUGAUUCCAAUAAGCAGAUAUUUGUAUUUCUCUCUUUUUGAUUCCUUCCUUGAUUCCAUUAUUUCAUUCAGACGUGUGUUUCUCUCUUUCUUAGAUUAUGUAGAAAAAAUUAUUUCAGCUAGUUUCUCUCUUGAUUCCUUCCUUCAUCAUGACGUAAUUCCUUAUAAAAUUCAUAUUUUUCUCUUUUCGAUUCUUCCUUGA
Molecule: messenger RNA, 504 nt
Organism: Acanthosepion pharaonis
Lineage: Eukaryota; Metazoa; Mollusca; Cephalopoda; Sepiida; Sepiidae
Source: the annotation of a GenBank genome assembly